AAGUAUUGUCUAUUAAUGGAUUGUACGCUGCAGCAGCUGCUCGUCCGCUAAGGUCCUUUCGUACGAUAAGAUCGUCUGAUAGCGAACGGUUUCAAGGUAUACUAUUGGUCCAAACGCGCGUUUCCUCCUCGUCGUAAGUCUUCAACUUCUGGAUUCCGAAAUUAGUGGUCAAACAGUAAAUACCUACUUAAUUCUCAAGCUAAACGUCAACCGAUUGUUAUAAUAAUAUCUUCACUUAGUUCGUAUUAAUUCGUUUAUAGUCGUCGCAUAUCAUGGCUCGCGUUUUGGUCGGCGUUAAGCGCGUAAUCGAUUAUGCGGUAAAGAUUCGCGUCAAGCCCGACAAGUCAGGUGUCGUCACCGACGGCGUCAAGCACGGCCUAAAUCCGUUCGAUGAGAUCGCCGUCGAGGAGGCCGUCCGCCUCAAGGAGAAGAAAAUUGCGUCAGAGGUGAUUGCAGUGUCGUGUGGCCUGCCGCAGGCCCAGGAAUCGCUGCGCACCGCUCUCGCAAUGGGUGCAGACCGUGCCGUCCACGUUGAGGUGCCACAGGCCCAGUACGACAGUCUGUUGCCGCUGCACGUGUCCAAGAUUCUGGCCAAGGUGGCGGUGGACGAGAAAGUGGACAUCGUCGUUGUCGGCAAACAGGCCAUAGACGACGAUUCCAACCAGACGGCCCAGAUGACGGCGGCCCUAUUGGGUUGGCCGCAGGCCACGUUUGCGUCCGAGGUAACCGUAUCUGACGGCAGCGUGCUGGUAAAACGUGAGGUGGACGGUGGCAUGGAGACAGUCAGGGUCAAGUUGCCAGCCGUCAUUAGCGCCGACUUGCGGCUCAAUGAACCGCGGUAUGCCACUCUACCCAACAUCAUGAAGGCUAAGAAAAAGCCCAUCAAGAAGCUUUCAGCCACGGAUGUUGGUGUAGACUUGGCACCACGUCAACAGGUGUUGAGCGUAGAAGAUCCGCCUACCAGACAGGCAGGUUCUAUUGUGCCUGAUGUUGACACUCUUAUUACCAAGUUGAAAGAAAAGGGUCAUUUGUAAUGUGAUGUCGACAACACUAUUGUUUUAGUUAUAAAAAAAAUUCUUUAUGUGGUUUUCAGCUGUUACAAAUUAUAUUUUUUUUCAAAAACAUAUUUUUCUUCUAAUUCAAAAGAUAAAAUUUUAAUACCAUGAACAUUGUAAUGGCCGUCUUUUUUUAUAUUUUGGAGAAUUCAUCGACAUAAUGUUAUAAUUAUUUUUUAUCAAUUUAUUGUUAUUUGUUAGUAAUAUAAUAUAUAUAUAAUAUAUUUACUCAAAAUA
Rhopalosiphum padi (bird cherry-oat aphid) is the source of this 1292-nucleotide messenger RNA. RefSeq names its product electron transfer flavoprotein subunit beta (gene Etfb). NCBI's taxonomy places the organism in Eukaryota, Metazoa, Arthropoda, Insecta, Hemiptera, Aphididae. Bases 273 to 1034 code for a protein of 253 amino acids. Gene Ontology annotation, cellular component: cytosol. The transcript has a single exon. The record is from RefSeq and is a predicted model, not a curated record. Gene Ontology annotation, molecular function: electron transfer activity.